Molecule: messenger RNA, 866 nt
Organism: Cyprinodon tularosa
Lineage: Eukaryota; Metazoa; Chordata; Actinopteri; Cyprinodontiformes; Cyprinodontidae
Exons: 5
Coding region: 2-766 (254 amino acids)
Source: RefSeq, a predicted model, not a curated record
CAUGCGAUUUCAAAGCGACAGCGACAGCGACUCACCUGCACCAAAAUCAUCACUACCUGCAGCCCCCAAAAUUCAACGGCCAGACUUCAGUGUAACACAGAGAAGGGCCCCUAGCCCCCAACGACCUGCAUCAGUGGCAAGACCACUGCCCAAUGCUAGCCCACAACAACCAGGAACCAGUCGGGGCAAUGAACUGUCAGCUGCAGGUGCUUCAAACCUUGCUCCUCUUCUGUGUAGGCUCCUGACAAACCAAGAGCUUAUCAUGGAGCAGAUCAAAAUUAUUACCCUGACCCUGAACAAGAUCCAUGGACAACCUGUUGGUGGGCAGGAGGUCCUUGAAAAAGAUGUCCUCCCAGUUAAGGAUAUCAGCUCUUUACUGGCUUUGGAGAAGCGGGUCAGGGAAGAGGCGGACUUUAAACAGAAAAUGACUGCUGCUUUGAGUGUCAUCGGUGGAGUUGAUAUCAAGGACACAGUGUGGCGGAUUAUGAAAAAUCUAUUCACCAACUCCCUGGCCAAACAACUUAACUGGCGUGGCGUGAAUGGGAAAACGGCAUUCCACAGCCUCCAGUUAAAAGAUGUAAUCACUGGAACAGUCAGAAACAAUCAGUUAACAGCCACUGCAACAGACCAGGAGGUGGAGGCUUAUAUAAAAAGGUGGCUUCAUCUCGCCGGAGACAGGGAUGGUGGAAGGAGAAAGAGAGAGGAGAAAAGGCGUUCCACACAGCUCGCAGGGCCAGAUGAAGAUGAAACAAUGUUGGGGCCAUGACUUUUUUGGAGUGAGCGUUGGAGGUCAACAACAGUGUUCUGCAUUUUGUCUGAAUAUUCAUGUUAAUCUAAAUGCUUGUUUUGUUUUGUCUGUUUUGUGA